This is a messenger RNA of Solanum dulcamara, 537 nucleotides long. RefSeq lists its product as uncharacterized. Bases 1 to 537 code for a protein of 178 amino acids. The transcript has a single exon. NCBI's taxonomy places the organism in Eukaryota, Viridiplantae, Streptophyta, Magnoliopsida, Solanales, Solanaceae. The record is from RefSeq and is a predicted model, not a curated record.
AUGGAUGGUGAAGAUAGAUCAAAGAUGUUGUGGAAGAACUUGAAACGACGACUUAAAUUUAGUGGGUUGUCUGCCUGUUGUCGACCCUCUUGGAACACGAGGGUAUCUGACCUAACAGUGGAGAGAGAAGACGAGGCCCACUUUUAUGGAGAAGAAGAGCCCCAUUAUUAUGGAGAUGAAGAAGAGCCCAUAAUGGAGGCCCAUUAUGGAGGUCGGCGGGUAAACUUGGCGAUGGUGUUAGAAACAGAACGAACGGAGAGCAUGACUCCCACAACACAAUUCAAGACAUUGAUGAGAUUGUUUGAGGAGACAGACAUUAGCGGAGAUGACAAGAACAAUAACAAUAACAUGCUGUAUAGUAAAAAAGAUAGAGAAAUUGAUAUAGUGUGUUGUGUGUGCAUGGAAAGGAAUAAAGGCGCGGCCUUUAUUCCUUGUGGACAUACUUAUUGUAGGAUUUGUUCAAGGGAGCUUUGGUUGACUAGAGGGUUGUGCCCUCUUUGCAACUGUUCUAUAGAUGAUAUUCUUUACAUCUUCUAA